Molecule: messenger RNA, 2261 nt
Organism: Rubroshorea leprosula
Lineage: Eukaryota; Viridiplantae; Streptophyta; Magnoliopsida; Malvales; Dipterocarpaceae
Source: the annotation of a GenBank genome assembly
GUUUACUUGCAUUUCUUUUCCUGCAAAACUUCUGUGAAAAGCUUUACUAUGCGUUUCUUGCGCGUGAACUGCCACAGCAUUUGGGGAUUUCUACAACAGGCUUUCGAAACCGAAAUCAGAGUUUGAGAAAAUGUCCUCAGAAGGAACAGAAAGUAUAGUAGGGAGUGAGGUGAUGCCCCUAGACUAUGGGAGCAUGGACUCAGAGAGUAGUCCAUCUCCAUCUAGUUCGGAGAAGACGGUGGAGGGGGUGAGAGGAGAUGAGGUGGUAGAGGUUGGGGGGAAUGAGGUGGUAGGGGUUGAGGGAGAUAGCAUACCCAUCACUGUAGUAGAAGUAGAGGGUAGAGGAGAGAGAGAUUAUGAUGUGAAUGCAGAGAUAGUGGAGGAGGUGAAGCAGUAUAGAUCUGAACUAAGGACCAGGGAUAGCCUGGGUCACUUAGUAGAAAAUUACAAGAUCUCUUCCCGAGUGUUAGUUAGGCCAGCUAGGGUAGAGGAGAGAGUGUGUUCUGCUCCUUGGGAUCAUUGGAUGCCCGUAUAUUCCCACUAUCUGAUAGCGGGGUUGAGGUUUCCAAUUCCUGAGUUGCUAGUAGGUUUGUUGUUAGACUAUAAUAUAGGGUUGACACAAUUAGUCCUCAACGCUAUGAGGGGGGGUAGUAGGAGGGAUAAGGGGUGGUAUUACUUCACCCCUAGGGUAGCUAAUAAGGAGAGUAGUUUAAACGAAGAUGAGGAGGAAGAAGUGAGGAAGUUGGUGAGGAAGGGGGGGGAUUUAUUGAACAUUAUGGACCUCACCAGUGCACAAUGCAUAGAAGCUGCUGAGCUCUAUGGGCCAAGCACUUUAAGUGAAUCUAAAAUGGAUCAGUUUUUGAACACUGCUGGAGGAGUGGCUAUCCCCAAGAAGCCAAGGAAGAAGUCAAGGACUUCAACCAAGCAAGUGGAUGAGGGGAGGGCUAGGAAAGAGGUAGUGCCCGCGACUUCAGCUGAGACAGAGGAGGAGGUGCCACAGUUGAAGAGGAAGGGUUGGGAGGAGAUGAGGGCAUUGCUGAAGAAGAAGAAAGUGGUGGAGGGGGAGGAGAGGGGGAAUGAGGGGGCUGAGGUACGAGCUCCUGGUAAGGGAAAGGGCCCUAUUCCCCCGGUGGCGUGUCAGAGCAGCCUGUUCGAGGCGAAGAACAUGACGGGGGCUAGGUGGUUCAUCAACAGCACCUUCCCCGAAGUAGACAAACGCAACGCGCGGGAUGAGGCUUUGAGGUAUGGUGGAGCGUCUGUUGUGAAGCACGUUCUUAAGAGCGCGAGCUGGGUGAAUGGUCUAGCCCAGGAGUUCAUGGAUAGCAUGAAGGAGCGCUCACUCUUGCAGAGGCAGUGUGACCAACUGCAGAAGGAGAAUGAGGAGCUGGAGAAGAAAAAUAAAGAACUGCAAGAGUCGUUGAACGAGGUGGUUCCAACUGUGAAACAGUUGGAGCAGGAGAGGGCUUCCCUGAGCACCAAGCUCGUCUUUGAGGAAAGCAAACGAAGGAUCUCUGAAAGCGAGUGUGAGGCUCAGGCUCAAGAAAUAAAGCUGAUGAAGGAGGCUUUCGUGGAGCUGAAGGAGAAUGUGCAGACCUUGGUGCACAAUGGGAUGAAGGAGCACAUCAGCAACUUCAUCAACUCCAGCUCGUUUGACAACAUCGUCAACUUGUACCGGCUGCCCACUGCCAUCAUUGCAUUCACGGACUGCAGGAAGAAGGUGAAGGUAGAAUAUCCCGAAGUGGAUAUUACGAAGAUCACCUUCGGCGAGCAAGAAGAAGGAGUGGAGGAAGACGGUGAGAGCAUGUCAGCAGACUUCCGUCCUCAGAUCAAACUGAGGUGGGAGCAUGAUGCAAACGAACGUGUUAUUUUUCCUCCACAGUUCGACUUCGAGUUCAUUGCAGUGGAGGAAGAAGGGGCAAAGGUAGAGGAAGACGAGGUGGAGGCAGGAGUGGAGGGAGUUGAAGUGGAUGAGAGCCAACCAGUUUCAGAAGUGGAGAUUCAUCCAGUUCCUUCCGACGAUGAGCAGCCUUCUCUGCCAGACAAGCAGCAGCCAACACAGCCACCUCCUCCAGCUGAGCAGAAACCAGUGGAACCACCUCUCCCAGCAAAGAAAUAAUUUUUUUUUUAAUUUUUUGUAAAAUCAUUAAAAAAUUUGUAAUACUGUUAUUACGUUAAAUGAAAAUUCAGUUUUGAAAUUAUAUGUUUGUUUAUGUUUGCUUUAUAUUUUUGUUAUUUUUUAUGAAUAAAAGAACUGAGAGUAC